AUGGCCUCUUUCAACUUACCCGAACUCUUGCACAUUCUCAGCACGGGGAUCCAUGACCGCAAGACGCUAUUCAACCUCUGCCUCGUGAGCAAGGCUUUUAACGAAAUCUUUUCGGAGUACUACUACCAAGAACUUUUCUUCUGCGAACGAAACGGUGACUGGCUCUCCGACAAUACUAAGUUCCGCCUGCUGGCAUUAAAUAGAAGAUGCCUUAACCAUGUCAAGCACUUUACAUUCUGCGCCUACGCAGACACAGACUUGAACACGGUCCACCAUGUACAAGCUGCUAGCCACCCGAGCGAGGUUUGCCAGAGUCUAGGAUGGUGGUUAACUGUUAGCAGCCAUGUGACAAUCUUGUUACGCCAUAUGCCUCGUCUAGAGAGUUUCACCUGGGUUGGAUAUCCUCUCGACGUCCAAGUGACCGAGGAACUACAGGUCAACUGUCCGCGCUUGAAGUCUCUCACAGUGGUGGAACCGCAGAACCGCAACCUGAGACAAGGUCUGGAAGUUGAUCUUUUCCAUCUUCCCGUGCGCUCGCCAGACCAAGCACAAUGGCAGUUUCUAACCCAAAGCAGGGCGAGGGUUCCGGCACUGCUCCCAUUCAGAAAUCUCAAGCGCCUACACCUACACCAUAUGUGGGGAGCGGACCUAGGCCUCUGGCGAAAUAUGAUCGUCCAGGUCUUGAUCAACUCGCCGGGCCUGCUGGACUUGGGUCUUUCACUGUCUGGCUCGACCCGUUGGCGACUAUCCAAUUUCAACCUACACCAGAACGACCCGGCACGUCACCCGGCCCACUUCUUACGAGAGCUUUGCAGACUCUACCGCGAAUCGGGCGGCGAGCCCCUGAAGCUCAAAGCUCUGCAUCUCGGCCAUUACAUGUUCGUGUUGCGCGCUAGAAACAGCCCAAGACGAUACCGACCCGAAUUCGCAGACGAGCACGAGAAUGGCGGACACCUGGACGCAUUGGUGGAUAGGUCAAGUGUGCGAGAACUCACGAUGGAUCUUAUCAACGAUGGCGGCUUUCCUGGCGACAUCCCGAACGCACUCAACGGUUAUGACAACGUAUUGUGGUGGCCGACCGCGCCCGGUCCGAUGCCGAAGUUGGAGAAACUCUCCGUCAGGAUGCCGACUAGUUGGUUCGUGAGAUGGGCCAAGCGAGUAACCGAGACGGGGGCGCCACUGAGACAGAUCAGAGUGAACGAGGCAGCGUUUCCUGGCUCGCACAACUACCCCCUGUACCAUGCUCACUCGUCUAAUAUUGCCGUUAAUUGGACUCACCUGCUCGCCUGCAAACCUAAGGAGCUGAUGUUCUUUAGAGCCAGCCGUAAUGCAAUCUCGUUCAACGAAGCAACUGCCUGCAAGUCAAUUCGAUACCUUGCAACUGAUUGCGAACCAUUCUGCAAAGAUGUCAACUUGUUAGCCUCUCGUAUGCCUCAGCUGGAGGGAUUGUAUCUCAUGAGUACAAAUUCUAACCAGCAUCCUGCGCUCUUCUAUGAUGAGUCUGGAGGAGAUAUUACAGAUAUUCAGCAGGAGAAGGCAGAAUGGGAAGCAAUCGUGCGAGAUGUCGCCAACAUUCUCCAUGGUCUCAAGUUCAUGAGAAUCAAUUCAGUUACCUGGCGUAUCGACCGUGAGCUGGGACUAGCUCUUCAUGAGCUGGAUAGAAUGGAGAACGAACGCGUGAUUCCCGACCUGUUUAAGAUUGCAAUCCCGUACGAGUUCGAUGUCGCGCACGCGGCCAAGUUUUGGGUGAGAAACCGGUACAGAGACGAUGACGAGAUGAUGUAG
Messenger RNA from Annulohypoxylon truncatum, 1785 nucleotides. RefSeq lists its product as uncharacterized. The record is from RefSeq and is a predicted model, not a curated record. The transcript is spliced from 4 exons. The coding region runs from base 1 to 1785 and encodes 594 amino acids. Lineage: Eukaryota; Fungi; Ascomycota; Sordariomycetes; Xylariales; Hypoxylaceae.